AUGUCACGGUUCAGCAGGGCUCAGGGCCCUCAGAACAAUAGCAUCCUCAACAGCAUCCGGGCGGCCGAGAUGAUUGACAGCAAGGCCGCCCUACCAGCUGAGAUCCUUGUCACGAUCCUCGACUACCUCCCCGUCUCCGACCUUCUUCGCUUCGCCCGCACCUCCUCACGUAUGCGCGAGAUGGUCUACGAUGACACGCGAUGGGUUGCCCGGCUGAAAGGCAUGGGUCUGUGGAAUGAGACCGAGGCUCGGAAGAGGUUCGAGGACGCCAUGAGGAGGCGCAAGGAGGCUGCCGACAGCGAGGCAAGAGCACGAGCCGCCUCUACUGCCGCGGCGGCAGCAAAGAGGCAGAGCGGGACGGUGUUUUUCGAUGCCGAGAGGGAGGAGGAAACUGCGUCCGGGGCUUCGGCGCUGCGGGACGGGUUCGAAACGCUCAGCAUGGGCGGGAGUCCGGCGCUCUCGCAGCAACAGAUGUCGCCGACAAGCCCCAAGGACCCGCUGCGGGACUCAGAGGCCCUCCUGCAGGUGCUCAAGAACGUGAGGAGCGUGCGUGGCCACGCCAGAGAGGAGUACGGCAAGAUCUACGGGGCGCUGGGCCCCUUCUACUUCGAUCUCGUGCGCGCCAAGAGCCACGCCGACCCCGCCGUGUUCAAGGUGUUUCGCGACCCGGAGAACCAGGCGAGGAUGUUGGCCAACCUGCACGUCUUUGCAAGAAGUGACUGGGCUGCCGGCUGGAGGCAGAGGGAGGAGAAGCUGACGCGCAUGACCAACAUCUUCGAGAGCGCGGUCCUCAGGGAGUUUGAGCAGGGCUACGAGGUCUGGGACGUCGAAAGGCGGAUGAAGCGGUACGCGCACGUGCUGGACACGCUGAACAGCGCGGCCGGCGAGGACCUGUUCGUCCAUAAGCAUCCGAUCUUCUCGGACAGAACCGUCAUCGCCAACCCAUCUGACUGUCUGCGGCACUCGGAUGCCGACGGGAUCACGCUGGAGCCGUCGCGACAGUUCUUUGAGGCCCUAGCCAGGAAAGUCAACGAGCAGGCUGAGAUCAUCGGCCAGGUCUUCCCCAAGCCGGGAAAGGUCUUCUGGGCGUUCGUCGACAAGGUCCGGGAGGACGUCAUCAUGGACUACACGACAUCAAUCUGCGACGAGGCACGGGUCAGGAGUAUAGAGUGCUACCUGCGCGCGGUAUCGGGCAUCUUCGAGCAGUGUCUACAGUUCUCCCGGUCUCUGAACGUGCCCGGCUGCACCAAGGAAGAGCACGAGGAGAGGGCGAAAGAGCAGUCCCACCGGGUGGUCGAGCCUCAUCUUGAUCUCUACCUCCAAGACGAGCUCGAGUUCUUCCAGAACAAGGCGGAAGAGGAGGUGGGCGACUGGGAGAGGAAGCUUUCCGAGCAGGACGCCACGGUGGAGUCAUUCUACAUGUCAAAUUUCAACCGGCAGGUAGACAAGAAGGACUUCAUGAGCUCGUUCAAAAAGGCCAUCAUGAUGCCCGUCACCGUGCUGCCGACCCUUCCCGGGCAGCUGCUAAGCUCCCCUUUCAGCUCGGCGUCGACCAAGUCUACACCAGCGCCGACGACAGACGGGCUGGCGGCUCCAGACGCGAGGCCAGGAACGCCCGCUGCCGGGAGAUCACCAGAGCGAAAGCCCACGCCGCUCCCGGAGAAGGCACCGACCGAUGAAGUCGCAGCCAAAGCCGCUCUCAUGGCCUCGAGGCUGGAGGGCAUCAAGACCCUCUUCAGCAUCGAGGUCGCCCUCCAGCUCACACACCUGGCCAAGACCAGCCUCGGCCGCGCUGCCGUCUUCAUCAGCCUAGGCGGGCAGUCUGGCGGCGAAGCCCGCGACCAGUGCGCCCAGAUCUUUGUCAGCCUCCUCCGCAUCUUGGGCAACAGACACAUCAAACCGGGCUUUGAAAAGGCAGUGGACCAUCUGUCCGGCUAUAAGGCCCGGGAGGUGACGGAUCACAGCGCCCAGAGCGGCGUGGCCCCGCUGGUCACCUUCAUCGAGCUCGUCAACGUCGGCGACCUGAUCUCGCAGAUGAUCGACGUCUUCUUCGAGCAGCAGCUUGCCGCGCCCAAGAUUGCAGACCGCAACGACUUCCUGGACCAGUCCGGCCUGGCCAAGAAGAAGUUUGAACAGAUGCUGGACGAGAGCGUCGCAGCCGGGCUGAACAAGGGCAUCGACGUCUUGAUGGACGAGGUCGAGUACAUCUGCGCCACGACACAGCUGCCGACAGACUACAAUCCCCUGGCCCCCGAGGGCGCCAACGCCCUAGGCGCACCGGACAAGCGGUCCAGCGUACAGAGCUUCGCGUCCUUUGGCAGCCAGAAGCACGCCGCGCACGUCGGCGACCUGGGCCCCACACAGACGGCGCGGCGCGUCGUGGAUCUCGUGUCCUCGCACACGGGCAUGCUAGUCGGGAGCACCGAGAAGACGAUGCUGGAGGUGUUCAACGGCGAGGUCGGCCUGCGACUCUUCACGGCCGUGUGCAAGCACAUCAAGCGGCAGCGCAUCUCGACCGACGGCGCCAUCAAGCUCAUCGCCGACAUGACGCUGUAUUUUGAGUACAUCCAGACCCUCAAGAACCCGGACCUGCUCGCCUACUUCCGCGCCCUGCGCGAGCUCAGCCAGAUCUACCUCAUCGACCCGCGCCACGCCAAAGACAUGGCCACCAUCAUCGCAGACGGGGACCGCUUCGGCGGCAUCUUCCGCGCCGAGGAGGUCUACGAGUUUGCUGAGAGAAGAGCCGACUGGUAUCAGGUGAAGAGGGAUGUCGAGAGGGCUAUGUAUGGGCUGGAGUGUAGCGUCAUGUGA
Messenger RNA from Cryphonectria parasitica EP155, 2811 nucleotides. RefSeq lists its product as uncharacterized. Gene Ontology annotation, biological process: Golgi to plasma membrane transport; exocytosis. The record is from RefSeq and is a predicted model, not a curated record. Gene Ontology annotation, molecular function: protein binding. Bases 1 to 2811 code for a protein of 936 amino acids. The transcript has 4 exons. NCBI's taxonomy places the organism in Eukaryota, Fungi, Ascomycota, Sordariomycetes, Diaporthales, Cryphonectriaceae. Gene Ontology annotation, cellular component: cytoplasm; exocyst.